ACUCUCUGUUCAUAGAUUAGUAGCCGUGUAGGCUUAAUCGACAUAUCCCAUUUCAGGUUUUAAACCCAAACACGGAAAUUUUCAAUUACUUGUCUCACCGAUUUGCCGGUUCUUGCCCGUCCUUUUCUCACGUCUCCUCCACCUUUGGCUGUUUUUUCCUCCCUUUGUCAGCAUUGUUCCACUCUCCUGUAGAAAUGGUAGAAAGUCGACGACUGUAAUCGCAGAUAUUUUCUGAAAUCCGCAGCUCAAAUUACCGAGAAAGUUUCAAAAUUCACCACUUCACGAAAAAGUGCGAAAACCUGACGGAAAAUUUUCCCUUUACAGAGGCCAAGUACAAAGAUUACCAGCUUCGCGUGGCUUCUUAGUUGUUCUUAUUAUUACUUUACUUAAUUUUUUUAAAAAAAUAAUAAUAAGGAAAGAGCGAGGAUCCAUCGGUUGGCCUGGUUGGAAGCUGAAGAAUAGUAGGUUGCUGCAGAGCGCAGGGUUACUUUUUAAGAGUGCAGACCCUAUUUUCAACCUUGGGUCGAAGUUGCUGAAAGUGAUACGUACCUCCAACUCUGCGUAUUUAAUCGUGAAGUUGCGAAGCUUUUAGAGAUUCUCUCUGGGUUAGGGUUUGUGGGUUCAGUGCAGAAACCCCCAAUUCAUAAAAUAAUAAUCAAAGCAAGUUUUCUGCGUCUAUUAGAGUGAAAUUUGAACUGCGAGUGAAGUGGGUAUUUCAGAGUUCAAGGGCUUCGGCAUUCUGGGAAACUAUUGGGUACAUGAAAAAAUAAUUAUAUAAUUUGUCUGUAUUGGGGAAAUUCAGUCCAAGAGCCAGCUCCUUUUCCUGCUGCUGCUACUGCUACUGCUACUGCUGGCUGCUGUUGCUUCCUAGAUUUUUAUUUAUUAGUAUAUGGGAAGCUCACUGUGGCAUUAAGCUGCACUUCCAAUUGUUACUUUUGUCUCAGCAAGAAAUACCAUUUUCCUUACAAGAGAUAAAGUAAACUCUUUGUCUCUGUGCUUCAAAUUCACACUCCCUCUGUAGUUGUGUCACUCCACCCUCCUCGGUCUCAGAUUGUAAUCCAAGAUUUGGAGAGAGCCUAGUUCAUUGCUGGAGAGAUGACGGCAGCUGUGCUAGUGGCUAUUGCGGCGACAGUUGGUAACUUUCUGCAAGGAUGGGAUAAUGCUACGAUUGCUGGGGCCAUUGUUUACAUAAAGAAGGACCUUGAGUUAGAAACUACUGUGGAAGGGAUUGUUGUGGCCAUGUCACUUAUUGGAGCCAUAAUUAUAACUACAUGCUCAGGAGCUAUAUCAGAUUGGAUCGGUCGGCGGCCAAUGCUAAUAAUCUCUUCUGUUCUCUAUUUCAUCAGUGGUUUGGUUAUGUUAUGGUCACCCAAUGUUUAUGUGCUACUUAUAGCACGGCUAUUAGAUGGAUUUGGGAUUGGUCUAGCUGUGACUCUAGUCCCACUUUAUAUCUCCGAAACAGCCCCAUCCGAUAUUAGAGGAUCCUUAAAUACUCUUCCGCAGUUCACAGGGUCUGGUGGCAUGUUUUUAGCCUACUGCAUGGUUUUUGGGAUGUCUCUGAUGUCCUCACCGAGCUGGAGGUUGAUGCUUGGGGUUCUUUCAAUCCCCUCUCUUAUCUAUUUUGCAUUAACAGUAUUUUUCCUGCCUGAAUCUCCAAGGUGGCUUGUGAGUAAGGGAAGGAUGCUUGAGGCAAAACAUGUUUUACAAAGAUUGCGUGGCAGAGAAGACGUUUCAGGUGAGAUGGCUUUGCUGGUUGAGGGUCUUCGAGUUGGGGGUGAAACAUCUAUAGAAGAAUACAUAAUUGGCCCAGCUGACCAACUUACUGAUGAUCAGGAACAAACUGCUGACAAAGACCAAAUUAAGUUAUAUGGACCUGAACAGGGCCUCUCCUGGGUUGCCAAACCUGUCAGUGGACAGAGUUCUCUUGGUCUCGUAUCUCGCCAUGGAAGCUUGGCAAACCAAAGUGUGCCUCUUAUGGAUCCUCUUGUGACCCUUUUUGGCAGUGUCCAUGAAAAGCUCCCGGAGACGGGGAGUAUGCGAAGCAUGCUUUUUCCCAAUUUUGGCAGCAUGGUCAGUACAGCUGAUCCACAGGCUAAAAAUGAACAGUGGGAUGAAGAGAGCCUACAGAGGGAUGGUGAAGGGUAUGCAUCAGAUGCUGCUGGUGGAGAUUCUGAUGAUAAUUUGCAUAGCCCCUUAAUUUCACGUCAGACAACGAGCUUGGAAAAGGACAUGGUUCCCCCUGCAACCCAUGGCAGUGUUCUAAGCAUGAGACACCAUAGCAGUCUUAUGCAAGUAAAGGAUGGAGAACCUGCCAGCAGACUGGGCAUAGGAGGCGGCUGGAUGUUGGCAUGGAAAUGGUCUGAGAGAGAAGGAGAAGAUGAAAAGAAGGAAGGAGGGUUUAAAAGGAUAUAUUUGCACGAAGAGGGAUUUCCAGGAUCUCGACGUGGGUCUCUAGUUUCACUUCCUGGUGGCGAUAUUCCUGCAGAAGGUGAGUUUGUCCAGGCUGCGGCUCUAGUAAGCCAGCCUGCUCUUUAUUCCAAGGAGCUUUUGGAUCAGCAUCCAGUUGGACCUGCAAUGGUUCACCCCUCAGAAACUACUUCGAAGGGGCCAAUUUGGGUACUUCUUUCUUGACCAGGGUUAAGCAGGCGUUGUGUUAGGGAUGUGUGGAGAUUAGAUAAUUCAGAGGUAAAUGUACUGAAAAACGUUACAUUUCAUCAUGACCUUUAUUUUUGUGCUUUUGUAGAAUCUAUUCACAAUGAAAGAAUAUGAUUAGCAUUAUUUUACCAACCCAUGCAUGUUGGUAAGUUGGCUUUCUUUUUAAGAUCUCCUCUUUGAAGAUCCUUUCUCCUAUCUCGUGAUGGAGUAAACCUACUUUUGAUACUCUAGAUUUGGUGCAUAUCCUGGCAUUUGUUUGCAUGAUAAACUUAAUAUCGAUAACAGUUCGGCAACAGUAAAGGUAAAGGAUAAAGAUUUGAUGGUUAAUUAAUGCUGCACCUUUCAUUAUUUUAUUUUUUUAGUUUUUGUUUCGGAAUCUUAUUUAAAAACCCAAAAUCAGACCCUAUGGAUCUUGAAAAAUUACUUGGGUCAGAACCGCUGUUGGGUUAAGAUAGUUCUAUUUUAACUAAUGGAUUCAAAUGAGUUGUAGUUAGUUUCAGGGUUGCCUGUUAUUGUUAUGAAGUUUAGGCUAGUUAUUGCAGUGUUCCAUCUGCAAUGCAUCUUCUGCGUAACCUUAAUUUGUUUGUGCAGUUUUCUGGAAUAAAUGGGGUACUCUACUACACUCCCCAAAUUCUUGAGGAGGCAGGCGUUGAAGUUCUUCUUUCGGGCAUUGGUCUUGGUACAGAAUCUGCAUCUUUUCUCAUUAGUGCCUUCACAACCUUGUUGAUGCUGCCGUGCAUAGGUCUUGCAAUAAAGCUCAUGGAUAUCACCGGCAGAAGGCGGCUGCUGCUGGUUACACUUCCCAUCUUGAUUGUGUCACUCAUCAUCCUCGUCAUAGGCAACGUCGCAGACUUUGGUACAGUUGCCCACGCGGUGAUCUCCACCAUCUGCGUCGUGGUCUACUUCUGCUGCUUCGUGAUGGCGUACGGGCCAAUACCCAACAUCCUCUGCUCAGAGAUCUUCCCCACACGGAUUCGUGGCCUUUGCAUAGCCAUUUGUUCUCUGCUAUACUGGAUCGGCGACAUCAUUGUUACAUACACACUUCCUGUGUUGCUCUCUUCAAUUGGCCUCGCAGGUAUCUUUGGAAUCUAUGCAGUUUUUUGCGUCAUAUCAUGGGUCUUUGUCUUCUUGAAGGUUCCCGAAACCAAAGGCAUGCCACUUGAGGUCAUUACAGAGUUCUUUGCUGUUGGUGCAAAGCAGGCUGCUGCUGCCAAGAGUGAGUGAAUGAAAAUUUUUGAAUAGUUUCUUCAGUUUUUCUGCAGCAUUAGCUGCUAAAUUUGUCCUGCAUAUUCCAUCUGGAGUUCUUUGUGUUUUUUUUUAAUCGCACUCUUUUUUGUUGCAUUCAGAAUUAUGAUGUAUUCUAAUUCAGACGAAUGAAUGAUCAUAAUUUUACCCCUUUGAGGGACAA
This is a messenger RNA of Malania oleifera, 4063 nucleotides long. RefSeq names its product monosaccharide-sensing protein 2-like. Gene Ontology annotation, molecular function: myo-inositol:proton symporter activity. Gene Ontology annotation, cellular component: membrane. The coding region runs from base 1096 to 2631 and encodes 511 amino acids. The record is from RefSeq and is a predicted model, not a curated record. The transcript has 5 exons. Gene Ontology annotation, biological process: transmembrane transport. NCBI's taxonomy places the organism in Eukaryota, Viridiplantae, Streptophyta, Magnoliopsida, Santalales, Ximeniaceae.